GGAUUAGUAAUGAAGAAAUAUUGGACAUGAUAAAACUCCCUCUUCUGGUCCCUGAACCUGAUGAAGACCUUGCUCGAGAAAAUCUUGAUAAUUUAAUGAAUGGAAUGGAGCUUGAAGUUGGUAUUCUCAACAUUAUUGAUGAAGAAGAAGGGAAAGAUGAUGACAUCCAAAGUAAUAUGAAAAUGGCUUAUAAGAUGAACAGUUACCUAAAGAACAUUGCAAAAAUUCCAUUGUAUUCUGAAAAUAGUAUUCCUUAUGCCGAGACCGAAGACGACCUUGCUUCAAAGUCUGUUCCAGAUGAGAACCCACUUGGAAUUGGAAAAGUUCAGAAAGGUAUUAUUCCUUCUGCUACAUGUAAAAGGAAAGAUUCAAUCGAAGAAGAAUUUGAUAUUAUCUCUGAUAAUGAAAUAGAAGAGAUGAAAGAGGAGUUUGAUAGAAGGUCUAGUCAUGCUGCUCCAGCUGAGAUAUAUUACUCAAACUCUUACCCUGGAGCAGAAGAGGCUGAUUAUAACAGAUACUCUGAUCAGCAGCCCCAAUAUUUGCUAAACAACGGUUAUCCUGCAGGAGUCUACCACCCUCCCCAACCAAUCCCCGCUUACCCACACCAAACCCAACCCAGCACCGCAAACUGGGCAUUCGGACAGCCCGUAAUCAAAAGAGUAAUGAGGCAGUUCUCCCAAUAAUCCUUCCUUCUUCAAAUCCGUGUAAAUUUCAAUUUCCCAGGU
This is a messenger RNA of Moneuplotes crassus, 725 nucleotides long. The record is from the annotation of a GenBank genome assembly. NCBI's taxonomy places the organism in Eukaryota, Ciliophora, Spirotrichea, Euplotida, Euplotidae.